GACUUCAGUAGAAUCUACCCUGUUACUGCGCUGUCUGUUCAGCAGAGAACAUCCACCGGUCUAGGUCACCGUAUCGUAACCGACAUAGCGUCCAAGGAUUAGUCGAACUGAUUUACCACAAGAAGCAUGGCUAAUUCCGGACUUUUAAUUACAGUGUGUGUGCUGGCUGUUCUGGCAUGUCACGUGAAUGCCCAGUGUCAACAGUCAGUAACCUGCUUAAACAGCCUUGGUCUCAACAUCUCUUCCAUCAGUCCCAGUGGUGGAAUUUCAGGGGACUUCAAUGUCGUGUGCAGAAAUACCAGCGAUGUAGUACACUGUUACGACUUAUUCACAAAAUGCCCUUCCGUGGCCCCAUUUAGUAGCCUGCUGCCAGGAACAAGUCAAAUGAAUACCGCUUUAUCUACGAUUUGUAAAAAUCAGAAUGUAUUAAUGCAGGGGUUUGCCUGUCUUGGUUUGAAAAACACAUUCCCUACUGAUCUCGCUGCUUGUGAAACCAAAGUACAGAAUGAGGCUGGAAACCUGACCCCGGCAAACAUUCAAGGAGAAGUAUGCAGCUUGAUGGACUCGCUUCUCAAUUGUGUCACUACAAUGCCAUCUCUGAGGAGUUGUGGGACUGAGUUUACGAACACUGUUGUUUCUUUUGAGAAAGAGCUCCUACCAACAAGCUGUCCAUCCGGGAGUCCGAAGUUGGCAUCAUGGCUGUUCUUUACAAUCAUGGUCACGUUUAUGACAUCGGUUUUCAAACGACUGUAAAUAGACAAACUGACAAUGAGGGCUCGCGUAUUCUUUGAACUACUAUAUACUCAGUUGUCCGGUCAUUCAUUAAAAAGAUACGCAAAUUGCAAUACCAUGCAUAUAUAGCAUUUCAAAUGUAUUGACAAUAAUUACUUUUAUAAAUAUAAUUGAUUUUAUUUUAACUUCCAUAAUCAAAAUAAUUGUGGAUGAAAUUCAUAAAUUCCCGCAAGAAUAUUUUUAUAGAAACAUAUAUAUAGCAAUGUUGAUAUGUUAUAAGAACCAUCACAGAAAAUAAAUGAUUU
This is a messenger RNA of Pecten maximus, 1037 nucleotides long. RefSeq lists its product as uncharacterized. The coding region runs from base 127 to 753 and encodes 208 amino acids. The transcript is spliced from 5 exons. NCBI's taxonomy places the organism in Eukaryota, Metazoa, Mollusca, Bivalvia, Pectinida, Pectinidae. The record is from RefSeq and is a predicted model, not a curated record.